AUGUUGGCAUCAAAAUCUUGCAAGUACUUUACCAAGACUCUUUCCGCAUCGUCAUCACAGACUCCUGGACCUCACUUUCACGAAAUCAAAUCAUUUUGUAUAAACGCGAGACAAGGAAGGAAACAGGGAAAGAAAAGAUGCAUGACCACGCCAUAUUCGGACGAUGGAAAUCGUAACGCGGAUGGGAAAAUAUCAACGGGGAAAGGGAAACAACGUUUCGAUGGUGGUUCGUUGUCGAAAAGGAAAAUGAUGGUCAAAUCAUCGGAUUCGUUUUUCCUACGUGACAAACGUGUUCUAACGUUAGAAUUCCCGAUGAUGAUUAACGUCGGAAGCAUUUAUUCAUCUCACGUCAUUAUUUAUUUAGAUCCCUAA
Molecule: messenger RNA, 372 nt
Organism: Pediculus humanus corporis (human body louse)
Lineage: Eukaryota; Metazoa; Arthropoda; Insecta; Psocodea; Pediculidae
Exons: 2
Coding region: 1-372 (123 amino acids)
Source: RefSeq, a predicted model, not a curated record